AUGGACGAGUCCCCCGUUAAGACUGAGGGCGCUACUCGCCAUCGCGCCGGCUACAAGUCAUGGAAGAAAAAGUACAGAAAGAUGCGCAUCGUUUUUGAUCAAAAGAUGCACGAUGGCGAGGAGCUACACAAGCAAGAGGAUAAGGCCGCGGCGCUGGUCAAGCGCUUGGCUGUAGAGAAUGAGUACGCCUCCCCUAGGUUCAGCUACGCAAUAACGGAGGAAUUGACUAACCACGAACCCAACAGUCGUCUAUUAGAUCUAUUACUCGAGAUCAACAAUUCUCCGCAGAUCCCACCCGAGAAGCAAGUCGAGGUAUCCCUUGAGCCACCAUCCGACUCCAAAGCGCCCGUCCUGCCCCUGGAUGAAGAACAUGAACUACGUAAAGACACACCAAGAAAACGUCUCGAAGACCUUGUCACUGGUGUUCCACAUUCAACAUACAGCAGUGCAAAGGAGACACUACCACAAAUCGUCAACGAAUUGAAGGCUCCAGAUGGCGAGGCAUUCCCUGCCGACUUCCUAUCCGCCGAUGAUAUCGACAACUACAUCUACGAAAUCGACAUGGCUCUUGAUACCGACGCACCUCAUCUCCCCAGUCUCGCCCCUCGUGCCCAUCCUGGCAACCACCAAGUUUCACAUCCGCAUCUUAAGAACCCGACGAGUGUAACAAAUUGGCUUCGUAAACACGCACCCAAGAUAUUCCUCCAGGAUGGUGAAGCGCAUGGCGACGCCGACGAUAACGAGGGCGGCCACACCGGUGGACGUAAGACGCGUGGGUCACGAGGCGAGCGUGGCGGAAGAGCAAGCACAAGGGGCAAGCGUGUCAGCGCUGCCGUUCGUGCAGCUGCAGCAGACCGCGACGUCGAUGCCAGCAUGGAUGAGGAGCAAGACUUUGCCUCAACGCCUGUCAGCCGGGGCAAGCGCAAGAGAAAUAACGAGGACGACACGGGAUACAAGCCCCGAGGCUCAUCGACCAGGCCUACGAAGAAGAAGCGUAAGAGCGAAGCAGAAGGGACACCCAGUGCGCGCAAGUCGAAGAAGGAUAAGGAGAUUUCUAUCGACCGAACCGACUAG
Messenger RNA from Fusarium coffeatum, 1074 nucleotides. RefSeq lists its product as uncharacterized. The record is from RefSeq and is a predicted model, not a curated record. Gene Ontology annotation, biological process: chromatin remodeling. Gene Ontology annotation, cellular component: Ino80 complex; nucleus. The transcript has a single exon. The coding region runs from base 1 to 1074 and encodes 357 amino acids. NCBI's taxonomy places the organism in Eukaryota, Fungi, Ascomycota, Sordariomycetes, Hypocreales, Nectriaceae.